AUGGGAAUUGAAUUGAUCUUACAAACAAAUCUUCACUUUCUCAGAAGAUUUAAAAAAAAUAUGUCUGAGAAGAAACGGAAGCAACGAUUAGCCGGAGAUAAGAUUGACGACGAUCCAUUGAAACCAUCACCAGAUGAAAUCAGUAUUGCCAACUAUUUGCACAAAAAGUUACCGUCAAAAGAGGCCCGUCUGUCUGGCAUGAUUGUACGUGUAUUCGUUGCCAUGGAGGCGAUAGAACUCCUAAUGGAAUCACCAUGGGCUAAGCUAAAUAAUGAUACGAAACCGUAUCUAUUCACCAGUCAAACAGCUGCAGUCAAUUUUAUGACCAAUAUGUUUCAAAAGCAAAUGUUUCAACGUGCUGUUCGUAUUAAGAAAAAGUCAUCGAAACAUCGUGAAGAGACAAAGUCGUCAAAGUCAAAGACGGUGAAAAAACUUGUUGACGGGAAACCUGUUACCACUGCUGCUGCUGCUGCGGCUACCGCCAGUAAAGCAACUACUGAAUCCUCUCCAGAUGGAAAUGCAGUUGUUGUAGAAGAAUCCUGUGAUUCACAACCUUCAAAACCUAGUCUCUUCUCCUCAAUCACUUCAAGUAUCAAUGAAAUCACCUCCUCAAAGUCAUCGUCUGGUAGUGGCGGGAAGAAACCAAUGCGUCUUGAAGUUGUCGAUGAACAGAUCUUCACACUGGACGAUCCACAAUCCUUUUAUAUUUGGAUCUAUGAACCACCUCCGGUCUGUUCAAUUGAAUUACGUCAAGGUGCAUACUAUUUGACAAUAACUGUCUCAGGAUUUCUAGGCGUUUUAUUCUUUAUCGGUUUUAUUCGAUUCUGUUUCUAUCUACUAGUUUGGUUGUUCACUUUAGGUCAAUACAAUUUUUGGUUAUUUCCAAAUUAUUUUGAAGAUUGUGGAUUUUUUGAUUCAUUUCGUCCAUUGUAUUCAUUGAAACAUGUGUCAGAGACGUCAACACCGGUGGUGAAUAAGAAGAGUAAAUCGAAAGGAAAGUCUUCUUCCAAUAGCAAUAGCAAUACUAAUACCUCGUCUGCUACAACUCCUUCUAAUGCCUGUAACAGUAGUAGUAGUGCAAAGAGCAUACAAUCAUCUUGUUGUACAGAAGAAACUCUGCUGAAAUCAUCUGAAGUCCUUGAAGAAGAGCAAGAAGAGGUAGACGAAGCAGAAGAAGGUGAGGCGGAGAAAUUGAAGGCGAAGAAAGAUGCUUGA
Trichobilharzia regenti is the source of this 1215-nucleotide messenger RNA. The record is from the annotation of a GenBank genome assembly. NCBI's taxonomy places the organism in Eukaryota, Metazoa, Platyhelminthes, Trematoda, Strigeidida, Schistosomatidae.